Myotis brandtii (Brandt's bat) is the source of this 874-nucleotide messenger RNA. It is a transcript of the gene DLX2, whose product is annotated as distal-less homeobox 2. The record is from RefSeq and is a predicted model, not a curated record. Bases 254 to 874 code for a protein of 206 amino acids. Gene Ontology annotation, biological process: negative regulation of transcription by RNA polymerase II; cell differentiation; embryo development. Lineage: Eukaryota; Metazoa; Chordata; Mammalia; Chiroptera; Vespertilionidae. Gene Ontology annotation, molecular function: RNA polymerase II cis-regulatory region sequence-specific DNA binding; DNA-binding transcription factor activity, RNA polymerase II-specific. The transcript is spliced from 4 exons.
GGCAAGAAGCCGAACGGGCCGAGAGGCGGAGAGAGGAUGAGGCCGACGGCGGCUGUCCCGAGCUGUGCACGGUGAUCGCCUCCCCCGGAGGAGGAGUUGCCUAGGCUAGACCAUUGCCACAUUUCUUGUUUUCCUUCCUACCCACCCACCCCGGUAUUACAUUGGCUGCUGGAGGGGACCGGGAGAGACGGAGGAGGCGCCUCGCUUCCCCCCUCGCGCCCGCCACCCCUGCUCUUCCCCGUCCCGGGCCAGGAUGACUGGAGUCUUUGACAGUUUGGUGGCUGAUAUGCACUCGACCCAGAUCACGGCCUCCAGCACGUUCCACCAGCAGGAGUCGCCGACCCUCCCGGUGUCCACGGCUACCGACAGCAGCUACUACACCAACCAGCAGCACCCGGCGGGCGGCGGCGGCGGCGGGGGCUCGCCCUACCCGAACAUGGGUUCCUACCAGUACCACGCCAGCGGCCUCAGCAACGUCCCUUAUUCCACCAAGAGUGGCUACGACCUAGGAUACACCGCCUACACCUCUUACGCGCCCUAUGGGACAAGUUCGUCCCCGGCCAACAACGAACCUGAGAAAGAGGACCUGGAGCCCGAAAUUCGGAUCGUGAACGGGAAGCCAAAGAAAGUCCGGAAACCCCGCACCAUCUACUCCAGCUUCCAGCUGGCGGCUCUUCAGCGGCGUUUCCAAAAGACUCAGUACCUGGCGCUGCCCGAGCGAGCUGAGCUGGCCGCGUCCCUGGGCCUCACCCAGACUCAGGUCAAAAUCUGGUUCCAGAACCGCCGGUCCAAGUUCAAGAAGAUGUGGAAAAGAGGUGAGAGCCCCUGGGAGCACAGUGACCUCAGCAACCCCUCCGUUUUAUUUGUCCCUUAA